AUCAAUAACGUUACGUACGGACUUGCCCUUUACAAUUAGUUGUUCAUCUCACUCUUUAAGCAACCACGUAGAAAGAUGGUCUUAUCCAUGGACCGGUGGAUUGGAAAGGUUGCCGUUGUAACGGGGGCGAGUGCCGGAAUUGGCGCGGCGAUUGUCAAGGCACUUGCCGGAAAGGGAGUCAAAGUCGUCGGUUUGGCUCGGCGUAAGGAGAAAAUCGACGAGCUCACCAAGAGCCUAGGCAAAAAAGGCUGCAACGUUUACGCGAUGAAGGCAGACGUUAGUAAGGAGGAGGAUAUUUUGAGCAGUUUCGAGUGUAUUAAGAAAAAAAUCGGUCCCAUAAGCAUACUCAUCAAUAACGCCGGUUUCAAAAGGAAUACGAAUCUGACCGAUGGUAACACGAAGCUCUGGAGAGAAACCUUCGACACAAACGUCAUGGGGUUGUGCAUCGCUACGAGGGAGGCAAUUAAGAAUAUGAGGGAAUGCAAAAUUGACGGCCAUAUUGUUCAUCUGAACAGCAUUGCUGGGCACCAAAUUCCAACCGUGGUCGUGACGAACGUCUACCCCGCUUCAAAGUUUGCUGUUACGGCGCUCACCGAGACCCUUAGAUUGGAAUUGAACGCCAUUGGAAGCAAAAUAAAAGUUUCUAGCGUAAGCCCAUCGACUGUCCUAACAGAGUUUAGAAAAGCAUCCAAUUUGGUCGAAGAUGAGAAAGUGUUGAGCAAAAUGCCGUACUUGGACUCUACGGAUAUAGCCGACGCAGUUAUGUACAUUCUGCCCACCCCUCCUCAUGUGCAGGUUCACGAUAUUAUAAUUCAUCCCCUAUUUAAAUAAACGUUGUACAUCGUCUACGUUCGAAACACGGUAUUUCACUGAAUAACUUUCGCGAAAGUAAUUCGAGAUCGUGAUUAUGCACAGAAAUAA
Messenger RNA from Photinus pyralis (common eastern firefly), 921 nucleotides. RefSeq names its product farnesol dehydrogenase-like. Bases 76 to 831 code for a protein of 251 amino acids. Gene Ontology annotation, molecular function: oxidoreductase activity. The record is from RefSeq and is a predicted model, not a curated record. The transcript has 3 exons. Lineage: Eukaryota; Metazoa; Arthropoda; Insecta; Coleoptera; Lampyridae.